This is a messenger RNA of Odobenus rosmarus divergens (Pacific walrus), 2829 nucleotides long. RefSeq names its product ADAM metallopeptidase domain 15 (gene ADAM15). The transcript is spliced from 21 exons. Gene Ontology annotation, biological process: integrin-mediated signaling pathway; innate immune response; proteolysis. Gene Ontology annotation, molecular function: integrin binding; metalloendopeptidase activity. The record is from RefSeq and is a predicted model, not a curated record. Bases 95 to 2551 code for a protein of 818 amino acids. Lineage: Eukaryota; Metazoa; Chordata; Mammalia; Carnivora; Odobenidae.
CGCGGCGGGGUGCGCCAGGCAGACCCGGCGGCCGCGGCUCCUCGGCGCGCGGCCCAGCACCUGCUGCCCUCGCCCGGCCCGGGGCGCUGCUGCCAUGCGGCUGGCGCUGCUCUGGGCCCUGGGGCUCCUGGGCGCAGGCAGCCCUCUGUCCCCCCGGCCGCUCCCAUAUAUAGGUGGCACUGAGGAGGAGCGGGCAAGGCCAGAGGGGGCCCUGGGUGGACCCUCGGAGCCCCAGAUCCUUCCGGACAUCCCGACACUCAGCCUCACAGAGGUGUUUCAGGCCAAGCUGCCUGAGGCCUUGCGGAUCCAGUUGGAAUUGGAUGGUGAGAGUCAUGUUCUGGAGCUGCUACGGAACAGGGAGCUAGUCCCAGGCCGCCCGAGCCUGAUGUGGUACCAGCCUGACGGCACCCGUGUGGUCAAUGUGGGACACACUCUGGAGAACUGCUGCUACCAGGGAGUGGUGCAGGGCCGCGUGGGCUCCUGGGUCUCUGUCUGCACCUGCUCAGGGCUCAGGGCUUUGGUGAUCCUGUCCCCAGAGAGAAGCUACACCUUAGACCUGGAGCCUGGGGACCUUCGGGCCCCCCCAAGUAUCUCCCGGAUCCAAGACCUCUUCCUGCCAGGCCACACUUGCGCCCUGAGCUGGCGUGCAUCUGUGCCCACUCAGACUCCCCUGGAGCCACCCCGGGGAAGGCUCCACAGCCACACUCAUCGGAGGCGGCGGGACGUGGUGACGGAGACCAAGACUGUUGAGCUGGUGAUUGUGGCUGACCGUUCGGAGGUCCAGAGGUACCCGGACUCCCAGCACCUGCUGAACCGCAUGCUGAAGGUGACCCUCCUCCUGGACGCCUUCUUCCGGCCCCUGAACGUGCGGGUGGUGCUCGUGGGCCUGGAGGCCUGGACCCAGCGGGACCUGGUGGAGAUAAGCCAGGACCCAGGUCUCACACUAGACAGGUUCCUCCACUGGCGCCGGAGAGAUUUGCUGCCUCGACUGCCCCACGACAGUGCCCAGCUGGUGACCGCUACUUCAUUCUCUGGGCCCACGGUGGGCAUGGCCAUUCAGAACUCCAUCUGUUCCGACUUCUCUGGAGGUGUGAACAUGGACCACUCCACCAGCGUCCUGGGAGUUGCAUCCUCCAUAGCUCACGAGUUGGGCCACAGCCUGGGCCUGGACCACGACUUGCACGGGCAAAGCUGUCCCUGCCCGGGGCCGGCCCCUGCCAAGAGCUGCAUCAUGGAGGCCUCCACCGACUUCCUGCCGGGCCUGAACUUCAGCAACUGCAGCCGGCAGGCCCUGGAGAAAGCCCUGCUGGAAGGGAUGGGCAGCUGCCUCUUUGAGCGGCUGCCCAGCCUGCCCUCUCUGGCCACUGUCUGCGGGAAUAAGCUGCUGGAGCCGGGCGAGCAGUGUGACUGCGGCUUCCCGGAUGACUGCACCGACCCCUGCUGUGACUACCUCAGCUGCCAACUAAGGCCCGGGGCGCGGUGCGCGUCCGACGGGCUCUGCUGUCACAACUGCCAGCUGCGCCCGGCCGGCGGGCAGUGCCGCCCGUCCAGAGGGGACUGCGACUUACCCGAGUUCUGCUCAGGAGACAGCCCACAGUGCCCUCCCGAUGUCAGCCUGGGAGACGGCGAGCCCUGCGCUGGGGGCCAGGCCGUGUGCGUGCGGGGGCGUUGUGCCUCGUACGCCCAGCAGUGCCAGGCUCUCUGGGGACCUGGGGCCCGGCCCGCCUCGCCACUUUGCCUCCUUGCUGCCAACACUCGAGGGGAUGCUUUUGGGAGCUGUGGGCGCAGCCCUAAUGGCAGCUACGUGGCCUGUGCCCCUAAAGACGCCAUUUGUGGGCAGCUCCAGUGCCAGGGGGGGCAGGCCCAGCCUCUGCUCGGCUCAGCCCGGGGUCUGCGCUGGGAGAUGCUAGAAGCCAACGGGACCCAGCUGAAGCUGAAUUGCAGCUGGGUCCACCUGGACCUGGGCGACGACGUGGCCCAGCCCCUGCUGACUCUGCCUGGCACAGCCUGUGGUCCUGACCUGGUGUGCAUUGACCGCCGGUGCCAGCCCGUGGACGUCCUGCGAGCCCAGGAAUGUCGAAGCAAAUGCCACGGACACGGGGUCUGCGACAGCAAAGGACAUUGCCACUGUGAGGCGGGCUGGGCCCCCCCUGACUGCACCAACCGCGUCAGAGCAACCAGCUCCCUGACCACAGGACUGCCCCUCAGCCUCCUGCUGUUGGUGGUCCUGCUGCUGCUGGGGGCCAGCUACUGGCACCGCGCCCGCCUGCGUCAACGGCUCUGUCAGCUCAAAGGACCCAGCUGCCAGUACAGGGCAGCCCAGCCUGGUCCCCCAGAACGCCCAGGACCCCCGCAGAGGGUCCUCCUGAUGCCAGGGGCCAAGUCUCAGGGGCCUGCCAAGCCCCCACCCCCGAGGAAGCCACUGCCUGCCAACCCCCAGGGCCGGCGCCCUUCGGAUGACCUGCCUGGCCCAGGAGCUGGAAUCCCGCCCCUAGUGGUACCGUCCAGGCCUGCGCCACCGCCCCCAGCAGCGUCCUCGCUCUACCUCUGACCUCUGCUGAGGUUCCGCUGCCUGCAAGCCGGACUUAGGACUUCAAGAGGCGGACUUGUCCCUGGAGUCCCCCGCGAUGACUGAAGGAGCCGGAGCCUGGACACGGCGGAGCAGGCAGCCUAAGACCCCGGGCACCUCCACGCGCCGACGAGCAGCACCCUAGGGACCAGCCCACGCAGUUGCAGCUGGGGGUGGGGAGGGGCUGGGCGCCGUCCUGGUCUGAGGGAGGUGCACACAGCCUGUCCCUGCUCUGGUGCAAUAAACCUGAGGUCUGGGGA